Trichomonas vaginalis G3 is the source of this 1281-nucleotide messenger RNA. Its product is annotated as six-hairpin glycosidases family. Gene Ontology annotation, biological process: carbohydrate metabolic process. Bases 1 to 1281 code for a protein of 426 amino acids. The record is from RefSeq and is a predicted model, not a curated record. Lineage: Eukaryota; Parabasalia; Trichomonadida; Trichomonadidae. The transcript has a single exon.
AUGAGCGAUUUCGAAACUAUUGAAACAGAAGGAGCUCAUGGAAUUAGCCUUCUUACAAAAAUAAUAAUAGGAGUUUCUGUAGCAGUUGGAAUCAUUGUCAUAAUCACUGUUUUAGCAGUUGUUUUGACUGAAAAGAAAAAAGAUUCCGAUGUGUCACCAACUCCAGUACCAACUCCAACCAUAUCACCAAACCCUUCACCAUCUCCAACACCAACGCCAGCUCCACAGCCUCCAUUUCAUUCAAUUGAGUACUAUGAAGAUUUGAUUGAAAAAAUUUCUCAGUUUUUAGUAAGUAUACAAGCUACAGAUGGUGCAAUACCUAAUCAUAAGAUUCAUAGUUAUCAAGCUGCCUUAGUAAAUGCAUAUUUCGCAUGUUUUGCAAUUAAUGGUUUACUUGAAACACAAAAUGCAAGCUAUUAUACCAAUAUAAAGCGUUACUUUGAUUGGCAUUUUGCCCAUUUGAACCAUGGUGUUGAAGGGUAUAUCGAUGGUACGAUAUUCUCAUAUAAAUAUCAAAGAUUAGCUGAUACAGAAGGUUACAACAUAACUUCUGAUGGCAUGGAUUCUGUAGAUUCAUAUGCCGCUAUGUUUAUCUACGAACUUCAAAAAUAUGCCGAGCAAACAUCCGAUUUUGAUUAUUUACUUGAACAUAGAUCUGAUAUCGAAUUAGUUUUGUCUGCUUUGACAGAUCCAUCUGUAUUUAAUGAAGGAAUGACAUAUGCAAAACCAGACUAUAAGAUUAAAUACGCAAUGGAUAAUAGUGAAUCUUUCAUGGGAUUGAAAGCAGGAGUUUGGAUUGCGAAAAAUGUUUUCAAAGAUGAUGCGAAAACACAAUUAUACGAGAAUUACAUGACUACUUUGAAUGAUACUUAUGAAAGAUCUCUUUGGAGAGAAGAGCCAAUAAAAGGAUACCUUUCUCAUGUUAAGGAGAAAGCUCUUAAUUUAUCAAUUUACUAUCCUGAUGCUGUUUGUCAAUUAUCUCCUAUUAUGGGAUUUCAGAUUGAUCCUUUAGGAGAAAGAGUUCAGUUCUUAAUGAAUAGAUUUGUUGAUGAGCAUCCUUGUUAUACUGAUCUUUCAUGUAGAAUUUUCCCUUGGGGACAUGUUGGUGUAGCUUUGGUUGAUGGAGGAUUUUAUGGCGUAGUUGAAAAAUGGAUAGAAGCAGUCAAAGAAAAAUAUAUUGAUACUGGCUUUAAGAGUAGUAAAUUUUAUUGUGCAGAAAUGGGACAUGCAAUUUACAUGUGUCGGAAACUAAUUAACGAGAUUAAAAGAAGAUCAAACUGA